Molecule: messenger RNA, 1128 nt
Organism: Neoarthrinium moseri
Lineage: Eukaryota; Fungi; Ascomycota; Sordariomycetes; Amphisphaeriales; Apiosporaceae
Exons: 3
Coding region: 1-1128 (375 amino acids)
Molecular function (GO): metallopeptidase activity
Source: RefSeq, a predicted model, not a curated record
AUGCACGUUACGUCGAUCGCCGUCGUGGCCCUUACUGGCUUCAUUGGCCGCUCCCAAGCAUCCAGGAUUGCGCGCCGAGCCUGGCAUUUCGACACAGUUGAUCGUGCUUGUCCUCAAGAUAAGCAAGAUAUCAUCACGAAAGAAAUUGACUAUGCCCGUCAAAUGGCAGAAUAUACCGCAAAUCAUGUCAAAGAUGGCCCGUAUUUUGAUGCCAUGUUUUCUGGUAUUCCAGACUCGGACUUCGGCACCAAGGCCAAGGACAUAUACACAAGAGUUACCAAUAUGCUCGACCCAGGAAAUGGCGACUACGAUUUCAACAUUCAGUGCGACGAUACCACGGAUCUAUGCAAGAUUCCCAACAUUCAAGCACACAUGAAUGACGGUUCUAAAAGAAUGAAUUUCUGCAACAGGUUCUUCGCGCAGAACCCAGAUGGGACCGAGUUUGCCAUCCUCAGUACUGACCAGCGUCUGUCCGAAGGUGCUAGCUCUGCCGAUUUCAACCUGCGAAAGGCUCAACGGUCUCGUUCUGCUGUCAUUGUACACGAAUGUACACAUACUCAAUACACGACUGGUCUUCCAGAGGGCAAAGCACUCGAUUAUGCCUACGGUUACAACAGCUGCUGGCUGCUUCCACGAAACAAAUACAAUCGCAAAUGCAUGCCCGAAAAUGUCAGGGGCCGGAAAGUGCUCUGUCCGGAUGGCCAAAACCCGGACGAAGAAGGCAUUUGCCCCCCGGACCGAGCAAUCUAUAAUGCUGAUAGUUACUCGUUCGUCGCGGCAGGCGUUUGGUUCAGCAACAAGCUGGGAAAAGAGGUGCCCUUGCCGCCUGACCCCCCUACUCCUGCCACCAGACGACAAGACAGUAGUGAGAGUUGUCCUGUCGACGACAGCCUGCCAUUUGAUGGAGACGAGUCCGACCCACCCCCGGUGGCUUCGAGCUCGGCGGCUCCUAGCCCAACCUCCGACCCUUCAAGCUCGGUGGAUCCUAGUCCGACCACAGACCCCUCGAGCUCGAAGGCUCCUCAAGACCCGAUCUCGUCCUCGGCGAUAGAAGACCCUAGCCCAUCCAGCGCGGUUCUGGCUGGCACUCAACAACGGCGUGCGGUGUACACAACGACUCUUUGGUAG